Messenger RNA from Plasmodium vinckei vinckei, 3186 nucleotides. Its product is annotated as serine/threonine protein kinase, FIKK family. Gene Ontology annotation, biological process: protein phosphorylation; intracellular signal transduction. The coding region runs from base 1 to 3186 and encodes 1061 amino acids. NCBI's taxonomy places the organism in Eukaryota, Apicomplexa, Aconoidasida, Haemosporida, Plasmodiidae. Gene Ontology annotation, molecular function: protein serine/threonine kinase activity; ATP binding. The transcript has 2 exons. The record is from RefSeq and is a predicted model, not a curated record.
AUGAUUGAUUCAACAGAUAAGUUUGAAUAUUCCAAAGAAAAGACACUAACAUGCAAUGGAAGCAACGAGCAUCGUGAACAAGAUGAGGUUUUACUAAAAUAUAAAAAAACUUUGGAUAUUAAUACAACAGAAAAUGAGACAAUAUCUGGUGAAACAAAAAAAUUAGAACAAUUUAAUGUAAAUAAAACAUGUAAUUCUUUAAAAAAAAGUAUUUAUACUGAAAGUAGUAACAAUGAUUCAUCUUACUUUCAAAAUAUAAAAGAAAAUUCUAAAAAAAAUGACGACAACAAUUAUAAAGAGGUUAAUAAUAUAUAUAAUAAAAAUAUAAUUGGCACAAAAUAUUAUGACCAAAGUAUAAAGGAUAGUAUUUCAGAUAAAAGUAGCAAAGAAACUAUUUGUCCUUUGGAAUAUGAUAAUAAUAAUAAUAAUGAUAGAUCAGCUAAUGUAAUAAAUUAUCAAAACAGUGAUCAAAAAAAUGGAGCAAGUGUAAAUGGGUACAAACAACUAAGUAAUAAUAAUAAUGGCAAUUGUCAUGACAAUAGUAAAAGUGUUUAUAAGGAAAAUUUAGGGUUAGAAAAGAAUGAAAUAAAAAAUAUGGAAAAGAAUAUGGAAAAAAAUAUGUGUUUUGAUUAUAGUAAUGAUAUAUAUAUAAAUGAUAAAACUAAUAAAGAAUUAAAGCAUUAUGAAGCUAACCAUGAAAAGUUAGUAUACCCUGAAAAGAAUAACCCAUUAGAUAGUAAUUGUAAUGAUAUAGAAUAUGUAAAUGACACUACAAUUGAUUAUGUUUCAUUAAAAAAUUUGUCUCAAUAUUCAAUAAAUGAAUCUUCAUUUAAAGAAAAUAACUCGAAUGAUAUAAAUAAUUAUAAAAAUUUUGAUCAUAUAAUAAAUGUAAAUGAUUCAAAUGAUGUUUGUGAUAAUAAUAAUAAGAUCAAUACAUAUAAUGACUCCAAAAAUGUGAGUCAUAAGGAAUCAGGCAGAUGGCAUAGUAACCAAAUAAAUAGCAAUAAUUAUAUUAUAGAUGAAAAUUAUUAUCAAAAUAAUAAACAAGUACAUACAAAUAAAGAACUAAAUAUUUCAAAAAAGAAAAAUGAUACUACAUUAAAGAAAAAUGGAAUAUAUGAAUAUAAGAAAUAUGAAAAAAAUAAAGUCUUAGGAGGAUAUUAUCAUAAUGAAUAUUCUGAAAUUGAUCUUAGAAAUAUGAAAUAUGAAAAUAAUAUUAAUGGUUAUAAUGAAAUAAUUAAUAAUAAUCGAAACCCUCAUUAUAUGAUGGCACCACCUCAGGUAAUAUGUAACAACAAGAAUAAUAAUAAUAAUAAGAUGAAAAAGGAAAAUAUGGUAUAUUAUGAGCCUAGGAGAAAUAUAGACAAAAUGGGAGGUAUACCAACAGACAUGAACAGUAGAAUGGUAGCUAAAAUAAAUGAGCAUAAUGAAUAUAAAGAAGUUAAUGAAAAUAUGGUAGGAUAUAAAGAUAUGCAUAGAUCAAAUAGAAACAGUAUCAAUGGUAGAGAUACAAAAAUAGAAAACUAUAGUAAUAUUAUUAAUCAAAAUUAUCAUAAUAAUUGUAAUAGUAAUUAUUAUAAUCCUAUUACUGAAAAUGAUAUUAUACACAAUGAAAUGGAUUAUAAUAAUAGUCAAGGAAAAAGAUAUUAUUUAUCUCCUAAAAAAAAUGAUGAUGCAAAAUAUUCAAAAAAUCAAAUGUUAAUGAUAUCUAAACAAAAAAUAAAAAAAAUGUGGAAUAAAUUUAAAAAUCGUUCAUCAAAAGAUCAAACUGUAGGUUCCACAGUUGACGAUGAAAAUUGUAUGUUUCCAAAUGAAGUAGAAGAUGGUAAUAUACAACAAAAAGUUCAAAUAUAUAAUGAUCAUUAUGAAUUAAAUAGUGCUUAUCACAAUAAUGGAUAUAAAGAUUGUAUUAAUAAGCCUAUUAAAUGGGUAAAAAAUAAUAAUAAUAUAGACAAACCAAUACAAUCUAAAUGUAUAUUUAAUUGGAAAAUAGCUCAAACAUCGUUACUAAAAUUAUUACAUAGUGCACAUAACUUUCAUUUUAAUAAUGUAAAAUAUUCUGAUUGGAAAUUUGUAUGUAUACCUACACUUGGAUUUUCAAAAUCAAGUAAUAGGGUUCAACAAAUGUAUAAAGCAAUUAUUCCACAAAAAGAUGGAAAUGGUAAAAAUGAUAUGAAAGUAUUUAUUAAAAAAAUUCCUAUAUAUAUAUGGAUUAAACAGUUUAAUUUAAUGACAGAAUAUGAUGGGGAAUAUGUAACAGAUGGUGAAAAUUUUGUUAUGGAAGCUGCUUCAUUAGCAUUUUUAAGUGAAUAUCAUCCUCGUAUUACUCCAAAAUUACAUAAAAUAUUAUAUGAAGUUGAUAGUAAUAAUUUAGAUGAUCCUAGUAAUCUUAUUCUACCUGAAUCUAUGUUUAGUAAUUUAACUGUAUUUAAUAAUGUAUUAGCAGAAAGGUUAAAAAAUAAUAUCAAUGGGAAUAUUGUUCUUGUUUCAGAGUUUUUCAGUGAAGAUGUUCUUGAUUUUAUUGAUAGGAGACAAAAGAAUUUUAAUAUGAAAAUUAGUAAUAAUGAAAAAAGUUAUAUUCUUUAUCAAUGUUUGAAAUUAUUAAUAAGAUUACAUGAUGCAGGUUUAUCACAUUUAGACCUAACUCCAGAAAAUAUAUUAAUAUCAGAUAGUUAUGAAAUGCGUUUGUGUGAUUUAUCAAAAAGUACACCUAUAUAUACAUAUAAUUUGAGACAUAUAAAAGAUGUCAAUCGUUUAUAUUUAUUUGAAUCAUGUGAGCCAACAAUUGCAAAGGGUGCAUAUAUGCCUCCUGAAUGUUGGAAAAUUUAUUGGAAAUAUGAUACUAUGAAAAUUAAAAAUCCAUUGAAAGAUUUAAAAUCUAUAACAGAACAAGAAAAAAGAAAACAAUUUUACUUUGACGUUGCAAAUGCUGAUAAGUUUAUGCUUGGUGUUUUUUUCUUUUGGAUAUGGACUAACGGAAAUUUAUGGAAAUGUUCCGAUCCAUUACAAGAUGAAGACUUUUUCUAUUUUGUAAAAUGUGACAUGAAUUUUGAUAAAUUUGAGUUAACUAGAAAAUGGCCAAGUGAACUCAAGAGUAUUAUUAAGGCAUUACUACACGCAGAAACACGAAGGAAGUUGAACUUAAAGGAUAUGAUCAUGCACCCUUGGUGGUCAUGUAAAUUAUAA